CGAAAGACGGCGGAAGGAAGUUGGCCACCAGUUCCGCUACACGAGCCACGCGGGAAGUGUCCUCGUCCCGCCGGGAUAGCGACGGCCACUUGUUCCUCCGACCGCCUUCAUGUUCUGGCAAACUAUUCUGUAUGCCGCCUUGGCUGUUCUCGAGUCAGGAGUCCAGAGCAUCCGCAUCCUAUCCCUGGAGGUGCCUCAGUCUGUGGUUGUGGGCCGAGAAGCCAGGUUGAAAUGCGCCUACGACCUCGAAGGUGACAUCCUCUACUCUGUGAAAUGGUAUCGCGACGAUGUCGAGUUCUUCCGCUACGUGCCUUCAGACCGUCCACCAGGACAGUUCUUUCCUGUAGACGGUAUCAAAGUCGAUCUGCAGCGUUCGAAUAAUGGCACAGUAUACAUUCGGGAUGUUGACACACUAACCGGUGGCAACUACAAGUGUGAAGUGUCCGCCGACGCGCCUUCCUUCAAGACAAUGUUCAUGGAGAAGCUCAUACGGAUUGACUCCUCUUCUGGAGGAGUGUCCCUUCCCACUCUAGCCACCGUGCUUCUCCUCGGAAGCCUGCCUCUCUGCUUCAGGCGGGCAUAUCUCCAUUGAUUCCCACACGAGGUGGAAACAAAGCAUCCGUGCAUCUGCGUGUGAGCGGAAGGACUCGGUGAAACCGUUGCAGUGCUGUCUACAACGUGUGAAGGAGAGCGCAUGGACUACGUUAUCGUGGCGAAACUUUUUUUCUUCGCGCUCAUCAUCAGCACGAGUACUAUCAUAGGAGGAGAGAACUCUACGUCAUCGUACCAUUUACCGUUAACGCAGAGACGCAUCGACCGCAGGCUGCAAGUGCGAGAGAGUGAUGGUUUAACGAGUGGUCUUGGAGGAGAAUGUUGUCAUGUACAUAGUCUGUUUCAUGAUUUGCCUGAAUUAAAUGAAUACUUAGUUG
This is a messenger RNA of Ornithodoros turicata, 929 nucleotides long. RefSeq lists its product as uncharacterized. The transcript is spliced from 4 exons. The record is from RefSeq and is a predicted model, not a curated record. Lineage: Eukaryota; Metazoa; Arthropoda; Arachnida; Ixodida; Argasidae. Bases 110 to 592 code for a protein of 160 amino acids.